AUGCCGUUCUUCAGAGUCCUAAAAACAGGCGGGUUUCCGGUUGAAGUUUACUGGAUAUCGGAAACGAUUAGUGGAGUGCGGACCAGGAUGGAUCAAGCACUGUAAAGGCUGUUUUUGACUAUGGCAACUAUGGGGGAGGAGUCAUGUCCCAGUGUCACCGCCCCUGCUGAUACCCCAGGCUCCGCCUCCAGUCCACAGAGUGAUGCCGUAACCAAUGAGCUGCAAGAACUGUCUCUUCAGCCCGCCCUCAGCUUGCUUCCUAUUCAUGAGAGGAAGAAUGUGCUUCAACUCAGACUUCAGCAGAGACGGACUCGAGAAGAGCUGGUUAAUCAGGGGAUCAUGCCACCACUGAAAAGUUCUGCAUCCUUUCAUGAGCAGAGACGAAGUUUAGAACGAGCUCGGACUGAAGACUACCUGAAGAGAAAGAUCCGCAGUCGUCCAGAGAAGUCAGAGCUGGUCAGGAUGCACAUUCUUGAAGAGACGUCAGCAGAGCCGUCUCUACAGGCCAAGCAGCUUCUGCUGAAACGAGCUCGACUAGCCGACGAUCUGAACGAUAAACUCUCCCAGCGACCCGGACCGAUGGAGCUCAUUCACAAAAACAUCCUUCCAGUGCACAGCAGCCUCAAACAAGCCAUCAUAGAGACGGAGUUUCCAAAAGUAGAUGUGGAGAGCUCUUCGUUUGACGAGGAAAGCAGUGACGCGUUCUCCCCCGAGCAGACCCUUCAUCAGGACUCUCCCCUCGGUCAAGGACACUUACCUUUACCACCUGAGAUACCGGCCAGUGAAACAACACCAAAACAGGUCCCGCCCCCUCCUCCUCCUCCUCCUCCUCCUCCUCCACCACCGCUUCCGAACACAGCUGGCCCCGCCCCUCAGCAGAAACUAACCAAUGGAACAACAGGCCACAAGCAAGCUCCUGCACUACAAAAGGGUGGUAAAGGGGGUAGUGAGCGCCCUAUUCAGCGCUCUAAGAAGGUGAGAGAAAACAAACCAAAGGUGAGGAAGCUGAAGUAUCACCAGUAUGUUCCUCCAGACCAGAAGCCCGAGCGUGAGCCUCCACCUCUGCUGGACUCCUCCUACACCAAACUCCUGUAUCAGCAGCAGCUCUUCCUCCAGCUGCAGAUCAUCAACCAACAGCAGCAGAACUACAACUACCACACCAUCCUGCCUGCUCCACCCAAGCCUCCUGCUGAUCAGCAGCCUGCCUCAGCUAAUUGCCCGUCACCAUCCAAAAAUGACACGCCCCCCCAAUCAACAUCCACUAAUCUUACUGGUCAGAAUCAGCAGACCCCUGCAAUCGGAGGUGGAGUUAAAUCAGGACCCCUGCCUUCCAACCUGGAUGAGCUGAAGGUGGCAGAGCUGAAGCAGGAGUUAAAAGUGCGGGGCUUAACCGUCUCAGGCACCAAAAAUGACCUUAUUGAGCGGCUGAAAAAUUUUCACGAGCAGAAUGGUGGCAUCUACACACCAGCAACACCUAAAACCAACACACCAGCAGCCCCCGUAGUGGGAGGAGUCUCGUCCUCCAUCCAGUCAGCAGACAGGAGUGUGGGGGUUGCUUCCUUCUCAUUCAUUGCUUCUGCAGAAAGGGGUGGAGCUCAGAUGACAGCGCCUCAGAUAAUGCAGUUUGGAAGCACAAGCUCCUCCCCUCCAGUUUCCCCCGCCCACUCAGAGCUCUCAUCGACUGGAAUGAGCCCAGAUGAAACCAGCUGUAAUGGGGAUGCUUUUGGGGAAAUGGUGACCUCUCCUCUUACCCAACUCUCCUUGCAACCUUCUCCUCCUCUCCCUUCCACGGUCUGCAUUAAAGAGGAGCCCGGCAGCCGGACGUCUCCUUCCUCCUGCUGUCUGGUGUCCCAGUCUGCAGCGCCCCCUGUAGAUAAGGACCAGAUGCUGCAGGAGAAGGACCAGCGCAUUCAGGAGCUCACACGCAUGCUGCUGCAGAAACAGCAGCUGGUCGAAUCUCUGCGCUCGCAGCUGAAGGGCAAACGUGUCGGCACUGCAGUCCGAGCGAAUGAGGAACUUCCUGGUGUCACUAUGGAGCUGAUCAGAGCGGCCAUUAAAGAGGAGGUCAUAGAGGUGAUCGAAGACAGUGAGAUGGAGACAGAGCCGCAGGUGUUCCCGCAGACAGGAGCGAUGCAGCAGCAAAGGACGGCGGCUGCAGUAGAGCUGGAGCAGGACCAGCAGCAGCAGCAGCAGCUCAUAAUGCAACAGAAUCAGCGCAACCUGCAGCAGCAAGUACAUCAGAGGAAGAGGAAAACCCAAAAACAGCAGCACAACCAACAAAAACAACAGUUGCCUCAAGCACUUACCAACCAGCAGUCAAGUCCUGUUUCUUCAUUCCCAGUGGAUGUACUGAACUCAAACUCCACCCCCAACAUAGUGACCGACAGCAAUGGCAACCAGUUCCUGCUAACUCUGUCGAAUCAAAACACAGAGGCACCUGCCAGAGGCCGCCGCUCCCAGGGCAAAAGACUGCAGUCUACGCCCACCAUGUUUACCAACCAAUCUGUGACUGAAUUCCUAAACAAAAACAACCAAUCAGAACAGCCCAUACAAACUGUCAUUUUGAAACAGCCAAUCAAAAAGGCACUAAAGCCAGACCUAAACGUGACGACCAAUUACAAAGCAUCAAGCUGCACAUCCAUCUCAUCACCAGCCAAUAUCCAUCCAUUCCUCUCUCCAAUGGAUUCCAUGAACAACACCGAAGCCGUCCCCUCAUCUCCCAACAACAACACCGAGGAGAUGUCUGUGAGUUUGGACCAGCAUGCUUUGCUCUCUCCUUCCACCUUGUGUUCACCCAUAGCUCUUUGUCAUCAGGAGAAUGGCUGCCAUCAGCAGGUAGACGACCUGUUUGACAUCCUAAUUCAGCGUGGAGAAAUCUCAGAGAAUUUCAAAGCUGCACCUGAUCCUGUUCUCGAAAGGCUUCGGCCGAACACGCCUCUUUCCUCAAGCUCCUCCUCUCUCAGUCUUUCCCGUCCUCCUGAUAUGCCCCUCAAAACUUUAAUUUUAGAACCUCAGCCUUCUUCAGUUAAGACGCACAGCAGCUGUAACCCAGGAAGUGGGCGUCUUGAAGACUUCCUGGAAAGCACUACUGGCAAACCUUUGCUGGGAGUGGAGCCAGGAGGACCGACGACGCUAAUUGUUGACCUUCACAACCAAAUGCUCAGCACACCGAGUAUCCUAGACCACCCACGUUCCCCAAUGGAUACAUGUGACAUGAGCUUUUCCACUCACUCGCCUUUAGAUUUGAUAGACUCCGCCCCCGAUUCUAUGGAUUGGCUGGAGCUCGGAAUGGGCGGGACUGGAGGGGAGGGGCCUGGGAUGGUACAUAUGAAUGGACACAGCUCCUCUAGCUUAUUUUCCACAGACUUUUUGGACACUUCUGAUAUGAAUUGGUCCAGUUUAUAGCUCAUGGGAUAUCGCAGACUGCAGUAUUUUGGGAAGGGCCUAUUGUGGAUUAGCUUCCUUCACAUAGUACAGUUUAUAUUUGUUUCCACUAGUGACUUUUCCCGUUUGGACGCAAGUAUGGAUUUUCAAAAUACUAACUUAAAUUAGAUUAUGUUACAUAUCGACAGACUUUAUCCUUCCGCUUAGCUUGCAUAAAUGCUCACAGCCCUGACAGCACACAUAUGUCAAAGAGCCGUUUACACAUCGUUUUUAUCUGGGAGUCAUUUGUUCAUCUGAAACACUUCGAUCUUCACAUUUGGAUAUUAGAACAAGAUAUUUCUGUGUUUUUAUCAUUUCAAAUACAUGAACUGCUCUUUUAUUAAUGACCUUUUAAACGAGAUCCGUUCCAGAUGAUGGAGUCCUUCAAAUGUAUCUGUGAUGUUUGUGUGCUUAUGGACAUAUCCAUACUUUCAAUCAAUAUACCCUGAUUUUGCAUCCGUUUGAGCAAAUUAAUUCACUAAGUGCAGCUUUUUGAGUUUCAUUCACCUUGACAUUUGAUUAUGCUGCAGGAAUAGUUUUUCAGAUUUUACCUGCUUUACCAAAGAUAUCUGGUAGACUUAUACAUAACUCAACAGCUUUGAAACAUACACCUGGAUUUUACCAUUUAUAUUAUUGAGCCAAUGUUGCUAAAAAGUUCAUAGCGUAAGCCAACAGAUUUCGUAACUCUUUUCUUAGCAUUGAUAUUCAUAUGUUACCAUAAGUGUAUCAAUGUUAAUAUAGAUAAUAAUUUGUUAUUGUUAUUAUUAUUGAUCAUUAGUACUUAACACUGUUUAAAUUCAGUUAGAUCUUUGUUAAACAAGAGACUCUCAACAGGUACAUGUAUCCACAGCUACUAAUGUUCAACAUUGUGCCAAAAUAUUAUUUUAUGGCUAUAUAGAUAGCCUGUAAGCUAUUCAAUAUUUAAUUGAAAUAUAAUACAAUAACUGGACUAUGCUACUUUUUUCCCAUUAUGGAAAGACAAGCCAUUCACACCUUAUUUUGUUGCAUUUCCUAGCAUUGCAACCUGAUGAGAGCUCCUUGAGGAAGUUUUAAUUGCUAUGUUAAUAGGACAAUAUUAAACAAUUCCCAGAGUGCUUGAUAGUUAAGUGAAUGAAUCCGAACUAAUAGCAGUGUGUUACUACUCGUCCUUGCUAGGUUUACAUUGCCAAUCUUGACCUCAGUAUGAGACAUUUUUAUCACAUUUUGGCAAGCUUAAAAGAGGUAUUACUGCUUCAUAUUUGUUAGACCCAGUAAAUAUUUUGACUAGUGCAUGAUAUAUACAUGGAGAGUUCUGAGAAAUUACUUUAUUACAGUGUUUUAAUUUAAUGUUCUUAAAAAUCAAACAUGCCCUGUACCUUUCAAAAAUGUUUAUAAAUCUGCAUUUUGCAUUGUAUAUACUUUUAUGCAUUUUGCGUUUUAUAUACAAUUUUGCAUUUGUAUAUGAACUGAUGUUGUAUAUGCCAAUCACAGUACACAGCGUACUGUAUGGACUGCACUGUAUUUUAUCAAUACUUCUGUCUGUGAGCUGUAAGCUAAGUUUUGAUAAAGGAAUAUGCACCUA
Messenger RNA from Carassius auratus (goldfish), 4984 nucleotides. RefSeq names its product myocardin related transcription factor Aa (gene mrtfaa). The transcript has 18 exons. Gene Ontology annotation, cellular component: nucleus. The record is from RefSeq and is a predicted model, not a curated record. The coding region runs from base 121 to 3405 and encodes 1094 amino acids. Gene Ontology annotation, molecular function: transcription coactivator activity. NCBI's taxonomy places the organism in Eukaryota, Metazoa, Chordata, Actinopteri, Cypriniformes, Cyprinidae. Gene Ontology annotation, biological process: positive regulation of transcription by RNA polymerase II; smooth muscle cell differentiation.